UCUCUUUCUGCGAACCCCCCUGAGGUGGUUUCCCACCGACUAUCUUUCGGGAUGCACAAGCAAGCACAGGGGUAAAAGGUCAUAAAGAUGGCGCUGGCCGUUCGGCUGCUACCCCGCUUGCUGCUCUCUCGGCCGCUGCCCGGCGGGGCCGCCCGACCCCGGCCUCCCGAUGCAGCCGAGGGGAGGCCGCCGUUGGCUGGACUUUGCUGCUGCUGCCGCCGCCUUCUCGGCUCGGGCGCGGCCCCGUUCCCUCGCGUCCCUCGGGCCUCGGCGGCCUGGGCGCUGCCUGCUCGCGGUCCCCGGCCUCCCCGGCUCGGCGCUCGGGGGCUCCCCGCGCUCUCCGCGCUCCCCGGGCGCAGCUAUAGCACCGAGGAGCAGCCGCAGUCGCGCCAGAAGACCAAGAUGAUCAUCCUGGGCUUCUCCAACCCCAUCAACUGGGUGCGGACUCGAAUUUUCGCCUUCCUUAUCUGGGCCUAUUUCGACCGCGAGUUCAGCAUCGCAGAAUUCUCUGAGGGAGCGAAGCAGGCUUUUGCUCAUGUGUCCAAGUUGCUGUCACAGUGUAAAUUUGAUCUGUUGGAAGAACUUGUGGCCAAAGAGGUGCUACAUGUAUUGAAAGAAAAGGUUACUUCACUACCUGACAACCAUAAGCAUGCCCUUGCUGCUGACAUCGAUGAGAUUGUGUACACAUCCACAGGAGACAUCUCCAUCUACUACGAUGAGAAAGGAAGGAAGUUUGUUAACAUCCUGAUGUGCUUUUGGUAUCUAACCAGUGCCAGCAUCCCCAGUGAAACUAUAAGUGGAGCCAGUGUGUUCCAGGUUAAGUUGGGGGAUCAGAACGUGGAAACUAAACAACUUCUUAGUGCAAGCUAUGAAUUUCAGAGGGAGUUUACACAAGGAGUGAAGCCUGAUUGGACCAUUGCACGGAUUGAACACUCAAAGUUAUUAGAAUAAUCUUUCUCGGAAAAAUCAGCUUAUUGGACUGUUAGCAAUUGCUGUGAGAAACUAAGGAAGAAAAAUUUUUGGAUCAUGUGAUCUUCACUUAGUGAAGUCUGUGGAUUACUUUUGUAUUAUUUUGAAAUACUCCUUGUAGUGUAUUAGCAUGAUAUAAUAAAGCAUUUUCCACAGAUUGUUGUCACCUUCUAUAAAAGAGGUCAAAGUAAACUACAACACAUUGUUGGUGCCGUGUUCAGUAGCAAUUGUAAUGUUAUAUGUGUAUACACACAAACUAUAAUUUUAUGGACACAAUAAAGAAGGUAUUGAAAAAAGUAUUUACACAUUUCUAAAUUAACAGUC
Ceratotherium simum simum (southern white rhinoceros) is the source of this 1293-nucleotide messenger RNA. It is a transcript of the gene MAIP1, whose product is annotated as matrix AAA peptidase interacting protein 1. Lineage: Eukaryota; Metazoa; Chordata; Mammalia; Perissodactyla; Rhinocerotidae. The record is from RefSeq and is a predicted model, not a curated record. Gene Ontology annotation, molecular function: ribosome binding. Gene Ontology annotation, biological process: protein insertion into mitochondrial inner membrane from matrix. Gene Ontology annotation, cellular component: mitochondrial inner membrane.